Messenger RNA from Physcomitrium patens, 5062 nucleotides. RefSeq lists its product as uncharacterized. Gene Ontology annotation, biological process: protein phosphorylation. Gene Ontology annotation, molecular function: ATP binding; receptor serine/threonine kinase binding; protein kinase activity. The record is from RefSeq and is a predicted model, not a curated record. NCBI's taxonomy places the organism in Eukaryota, Viridiplantae, Streptophyta, Bryopsida, Funariales, Funariaceae.
GGCUGGGCUAUGAUCCCGCAGAGUCCGCCAUUUCCAAGGGGGAGAGGCGCUGAUGAGCCCCACCAAUACUCAGUACCUCUGGAUACUACACCCCCACUAGUUGAUGUUGCUUUGCUGGGGUCCCUCCACUCCCCGAAGUAAAGGAGUUUUCUUGCAUGUGGCUCGCUUACAUGGAUGGCCAACAAAACCAAAAACGAACAACACCCAGAUUGCGAAAUGAGCUUCACCCGGGCCACCGAAUCGAUCUCAAGCGAGGAAGAAGGGAGGUUCGAGUGAUGAUAGAGUGGUGGGGUGGGUAAAGCAGCAGCAGCACUUGGAUAUGGCUGAAGAAGAAACGGAUGUGGAAGGGAUUUGCUCACUACUACUACUACUACUAGGACUACAGUUUGUGCGGGAAUUAUGAGUAGCAGUAGUAGCAGCAGCAGCAGCAGCAGCCUGGUGGUCCCCUUGAAGAGGCAGGGCGUGCACCUCCAGCGUCGGUAGCAGGCAGACGGGCCAUCGUCGUUGGGUAUGGAGGCCGGCUGCCGCGAUAUGGUGGAAUUGUUGGGAGGGGGACGUGACGGGAACAGGUCAGAGCUUCGAUUAUUGCUGGAGAUUUUCGCAGUUUGUUGAAUGAUAUGACCCAUGGUCUGGUGGUGUGGUGGGAGGAAAUCGUCUCGGGACUCGGGAGUUGCAGCCAUCCAUGGCUGGGUGGCACGUGGUUUUUCCUAGAGCGAGAGUUGUUUGUGAAGGCGGUGGACGUUUGCGGCGGUGUUGAACGCUAGGGUGCGAGUUGUGCUAGUGGUGGGAGUUUUGGGGAGAUUUGGAGGAAUUUUGUUUUCCGGAGGGUGGAGAGUUCAUGGAGUUUGGGGGCGGGGGAGGGACUGUGGCUAUGGUGGUGGCUAUGUGGUUUUGGACAUAGCUCGGCAUGAGGAGGAGAGGGGCGUGGCGGGACGUCAUGAGGGGGAGACGCUGGGUGCAUUAUUGGGCACUCGCUGUGAACUUGGUAGUGGUGUUGUCAUGUUGGGGUUGUGAUGGCUUGUCGCCAGAUGGGAAAGCCCUCCUCGAGGUCAGGAGGAGUUUGAACGACCCGUAUGGGUACCUGAGCGAUUGGAACCCUGAUGACCAGUUCCCGUGCGAAUGGACUGGGGUAUUUUGCCCAAAUAACUCCCGGCACCGAGUGUGGGAUUUGUAUCUUGCGGAUCUGAACUUUUCAGGUACUAUCUCUCCCAGCAUUGGCAAGCUUGCGGCCCUCCGGUAUCUUAACCUGUCGUCGAACCGGCUGACCGGGUCCAUUCCGAAGGAAAUCGGGGGGCUGUCUCGUUUGAUUUAUCUAGAUUUGAGUACGAAUAACCUCACUGGCAACAUCCCCGCUGAGAUUGGGAAGCUCCGCGCGCUGGAGUCGCUCUACCUGAUGAACAAUGACCUCCAGGGACCCAUACCACCUGAAAUUGGUCAGAUGAGCGCUCUGCAGGAGUUGCUGUGCUACACUAACAAUUUGACCGGCCCUCUGCCGGCGUCUUUAGGGGAUUUGAAGGAGCUGCGUUAUAUUCGAGCUGGGCAAAAUGUCAUAGGAGGCCCCAUCCCAGUGGAAAUUUCGAACUGCACAAACCUCUUGUUCCUUGGGUUUGCUCAGAAUAAGUUGACAGGUAUAAUACCCCCGCAGCUUAGCCUUUUGACGAAUCUCACGCAGCUGGUGCUAUGGGAUAAUUUGUUAGAAGGGAGUAUACCGCCGGAGUUGGGCAAUCUCAAGCAGCUCCAGCUGCUGGCGCUCUACAGAAACGAGCUUAGGGGGACAAUUCCACCCGAGAUAGGAUACCUUCCUUUAUUGGACAAACUGUACAUUUAUUCCAAUAAUUUUGUGGGCUCCAUCCCUGAGAGUCUCGGCAACCUAACCUCCGUUCGAGAGAUCGAUCUUUCAGAGAAUUUUUUAACUGGUGGCAUUCCUUUGUCCAUAUUCCGUUUGCCCAAUUUGAUAUUAUUGCAUCUGUUCGAGAAUAGACUCUCCGGGUCGAUUCCAUUAGCUGCUGGAUUAGCACCCAAGCUAGCGUUUCUGGAUCUAUCCCUCAAUAACCUUAGUGGGAAUCUUCCAACUUCUCUGCAAGAGUCUCCGACCUUGACAAAGCUUCAAAUAUUUAGCAACAAUUUGUCUGGCGAUAUUCCCCCUUUGCUUGGGAGUUUCAGCAACCUCACCAUUUUGGAGUUGUCUCACAAUAUUCUUACGGGAAGCAUCCCCCCGCAAGUAUGUGCCAAGGGUUCCUUGACCCUGUUACAUCUGGCAUUUAACCGCUUGACGGGGACCAUCCCGCAGGGUUUACUCGGUUGCAUGUCCCUGCAACAGUUCGACGUGGAGGCUAACUUACUAACGGGUGAGAUUCUGCUGGAGGUUCCGAGUCUUCGCCAUUUGCGACAGCUGGAGCUUAGGAGCAACUUAUUCAGUGGCAUCAUCCCGUCUGAAAUCGGGGAGCUCUCCAAUUUGCAAGUUCUCUCAAUCGCUGAUAACCACUUCGACAGCGGCUUACCAAAAGAGAUAGGUCAGCUAUCUCAACUUGUCUACCUUAACGUCUCUUGUAAUUCACUUACCGGCAGCAUACCCCCCGAGAUUGGGAACUGUUCUCUACUCCAGCGCUUGGAUUUGAGCUACAACUCCUUCACCGGGAGCCUUCCCCCAGAACUUGGGGACUUGUACAGCAUUUCAAAUUUUGUUGCUGCCGAAAAUCAAUUUGAUGGCUCCAUCCCAGAUACUCUUCGCAAUUGCCAACGAUUACAGACGCUUCACUUGGGCGGUAAUCACUUCACCGGCUAUAUCCCCGCCUCUCUGGGGCAGAUUUCCUUUCUGCAGUAUGGAUUGAACCUCAGCCACAAUGCCCUCAUCGGUCGAAUUCCGGACGAAUUAGGGAAGCUGCAGUAUCUGGAGUUAUUGGACUUGUCACACAACAGACUGACGGGGCAGAUACCAGCCUCUCUUGCAGAUCUCACCAGUAUCAUUUACUUCAACGUUUCCAACAAUCCCCUCUCAGGGCAGCUACCCAGUACAGGCCUCUUUGCGAAGCUAAAUGAGAGCAGCUUCUACAACACGUCAGUCUGUGGAGGGCCGCUUCCGAUCGCAUGUCCACCGACAGUGGUCUUACCAACACCGAUGGCUCCUAUUUGGCAAGACUCCAGUGUUUCGGCGGGUGCUGUAGUGGGUAUAAUUGCAGUUGUGAUUGUUGGGGCUUUGUUGAUUAUAUUAAUCGGUGCAUGUUGGUUCUGUCGACGUCCACCUGGCGCUACACAAGUAGCAAGCGAGAAAGACAUGGAUGAAACGAUAUUUUUGCCCAGAACGGGGGUGAGUUUACAGGACAUCAUUGCAGCCACUGAGAAUUUCAGUAACACUAAGGUCAUAGGAAAAGGCGCGAGUGGAACAGUCUACAAAGCUGUGAUGGUGAGUGGUCAGGUCAUAGCGGUUAAGAAGAUGUCCACUCAGACAGAAUCAGGCUUGACUCAGAUUGAUAGCUUUACUGCGGAGAUCAAGACGCUGGGAAAAAUCCGGCACCGGAACAUUGUGAAGCUUCUGGGGUUUUGUUCAUAUCAGGGGUGUAAUCUUCUGAUGUAUGAUUACAUGCCGAAGGGGAGCUUGGGAGACCUCUUGGCGAAAGAAGACUGCGAGUUGGACUGGGACCUGCGAUAUAAGAUCGCUGUGGGUAGUGCCGAAGGACUGGAGUAUCUGCACCACGAUUGCAAGCCGUUAAUUUUACAUCGCGACAUCAAGUCCACCAACAUCCUUUUGGAUGAUCACUUCAAGGCACAUGUUGGAGAUUUUGGAUUGGCGAAGCUGUUUGAUUUUGCGGACACAAAAUCGAUGUCUGCUAUAGCAGGGUCUUAUGGAUACAUUGCGCCUGAGUAUGCAUAUACUAUGAACGUAACGGAGAAGAGUGACAUCUACAGCUUUGGCGUUGUGCUGCUUGAGUUGCUAACUGGGAGACAUCCAAUUCAACAUAUUGAUGAUGGGGGGGAUCUAGUGACGUGGGUGAAGGAGGCCAUGCAGUUGCACAGGUCCGUGAGCCGCAUCUUCGACACCAGAUUGGACUUGACAGACGUUGUUAUAAUUGAGGAGAUGUUGCUCGUUCUCAAAGUAGCCCUAUUUUGUACAAGUAGUUUGCCACAAGAAAGACCCACCAUGAGGGAGGUCGUGCGAAUGUUGAUGGAGGCCAGCACAAGAAAAGCUCGUGACUCCACGGAUUUGCAAUCAGAAACUCAAGACGCGUGUGAAAAUGGAGACUCUGUUUCUGAUGCGGCCGUCACCAGGGACACCGUCAUUGACACCAUAUCCGAAGGGGAUAACACCGAGAUGACUAUCUCUGAGGAGAUGGUGUCUGUGAAGAUCAUUUCUGAGAAUUCUGACAAGCCUUAGAUCGUUUGUUGGCUUCCCUGGUACAAUCACUCGGCAGGAAAGGGCUACUAGAGCAAUUCUCAAUCAAAUUGGUGGUUGGUGAAACUUCAUGUUGCAGUAUCACUUGCUUCACAGCGGUUAUGACAUGCAGAUCAGCAACUGCUGCUUGGUUGCUUUCCUGCUAUGAUACUGUAUUAUUCUGGGACAUCCUGGUAUAUUCUAUCGAAGCUGCUAACAGCUCUCCGUUGUAGAGUCUAGGGGUUUUGCAUAGAGAGUUGGAGGAACAAGCCGCAAGGAAUGUUCACCAUUGCUUUGAGCGUGGCUUCUGCAUCCACUCCUUGCAUUAACGGAAGUGUUGAUUUCUGCAGAAAGAGGUGCUUAACAGGCUCCCACCUGUAUAUUCCACAUGCCUCAGAUUGGCAAAACAUGGAGGUUCUGCUAUGCUCUUGAAUGCACAGAUGAAAUUCUUUUGGUCAGUAUAGGCUGGUGCGCAUUCACCUGUGUUUCCUCCUGCUCGAAGAAUAGGAACAGGAGCAGGAGCAGGAAAACCAGGAGACUCUUGGUAUAUUAUAGCGUGAAAGACAUCUGGUUUAAACCUGGAGAGAAAAUUUGUAUAUCUUUUCCAAAGACGAGGGGGGACACACACGUUAUAUAUCUUCCUUUCAAUAUGUGUACAAAGUUUCUGCGUUCCUAAAAGCUCAUUUCAUCAGA